AUGUCGUUGUACGAUAUAUUCGGUGAGGACCCAGUUGAAGAAAAUUCGAGCAAGGCAAGCGAUGUGAAGUCAGCGAAGGGAGUAUCAACUGGAUUACGAAUGUUACAAUCACAAAUACAAGCAAAAAAAUCGCAGUUAGCGCAGUCUCAGUAUGGCGAUAAAAAUGAAUUAUCGUUAAUUAAUUUUUUCAAGCGUAACGUGGUUACUCCAGUAAUUGAUUUAUCAGCGCGAAACCGUUCUUCAACAACCAGUACAAUUCUUAAGCCACAUAAGGCUAUUCCUAUCGGUGAUGGAUUUCCAUUAUCUUUCAUUCCAAAGUCGUUAAAGGAGGAUAAGGUUUUCCUUUUUGGUGAAAUACUUGUGGAAGACGAGUAUAAUCCAACAGCGCCAACUGAUUAUGCUGUUCAUAAGCAAAAAGCAGAUGAAAGGAAAGCUAAAGAGAAGCUGGCAAAAGAAAUAGCUGAACGUUUGAGCAGGGAACAUCAAGAGGAAGUCGCAAAGCGCAGCGCUGGUGCAGCUAUAGCACCACCGCAAAUUCUGAUGGAAGAAGAUAGUAAAAUCAAACCUUUAUCGCCUCCAAAUGUUGUGAACGAGAUGCCUCCCCCUUCAUUUAUUCCUUCAUUUGGUGGUGCUGGGAAAGGUCUUGGAGUCGCAGCUAAUAUAAUGACCAAAUUCGGUUAUAAGGAGGGUGCUGGUCUUGGAAGAACCGGGCAAGGAAUGAGUACUGCAUUAAAAGUGGAACGAUUAGGAAAGAAUUCAGGUGUUAUUGUCAACGAACAUGAGCAACUGCUGAGAGGUUCCGAUAGUCCUCCUCAGAUAGCUGACCCUGCUCCGAUUCCGGCUGUUAAUAUGGCUGAAGCUUUAAAACAGUCGACUCGUAUUCUUUUGUUACAGAACAUGGUUAGUGCAGAUGAAAUAGAUGAUCAACUUGAACCUGAAGUUCAUGACGAAAUGAAAAAGUAUGGCCAAGUAAAUAAAGUUGUGAUUUUCAGGAUUUUGAAUGCACGUGACGAUGAAGCAGUACGGAUAUUCGUUGAAUUCACAAAUGUUGCGCAAGCCAUAAAAGCCUUUGUCGAUUUAAAUGGUCGAUUCUUCGGAGGACGGUCAAUUCGAGCAUCUUUUUAUGAUCUUGAAGCAUAUAAUGCAAAUCAUUUUGAUCGAUAA
Messenger RNA from Dracunculus medinensis (Guinea worm), 1164 nucleotides. Lineage: Eukaryota; Metazoa; Nematoda; Chromadorea; Rhabditida; Dracunculidae. The record is from the annotation of a GenBank genome assembly.